Anthostomella pinea is the source of this 1620-nucleotide messenger RNA. The record is from the annotation of a GenBank genome assembly. NCBI's taxonomy places the organism in Eukaryota, Fungi, Ascomycota, Sordariomycetes, Xylariales, Xylariaceae.
AUGGGGGCGUUCGCAGCCGUGGUGAACGGCAAUGCCGAGGGCACCACAUACCCGGAAUCCAGGGUUCUGAUCAUCAUCACGGGCGGAACAAUCUGCAUGCAGCCGUCGGCUGGUGGCCUCGUGCCGGUGAAUGGGUUUAUUGACAAUGCCAUGGCGACGCGGCCGUCGUUCAAUGAUACGUCUGAGAAGGUUAAAUUAAGCGCCAUGAGAGAUGGCGAGAAGAUAACCAUCGACAGUCUCCGGACGCCGCCCAGCUCCUACUCCAAGCACAUCCGCUACGGAGCUUUAGAAUUCUCCCCACUGCUGGACUCGUCCAGUAUAAGCAGCAAGGGCUGGACCCAGAUCGCCACCGCCAUCAAGGAGAACUACCACCUCUUCGACGGCUUCGUCGUCCUCCACGGCACCGACUCGCUGGCCUACUCGGCCUCGGCCCUCUCCUUCAUGAUGCAGGAUCUAGGCAAACCAGUGAUCCUGACGGGCUCGCAGGCGUCCAUCUUCGCGCUGCAGUCCGACGCCGUCGACAACCUGCUGGGCUCGCUCAUCAUCGCCGGCACCUUCGUCAUCCCCGAGGUGUGCCUCUUCUUCCACCACACGCUGUACCGCGGCAACCGCACAACGAAAGUGUCGGCCUCGUCGUUCGAGGCCUUCGCCAGCCCCAACUGCGACGCCCUGGCCAAGGUCACGGGCUUGGGGUUGGACGUCAACUGGUCGCUGGCGCGCCGCCCGACCAAGAUCGCCCAGUUCCGCGUCACCGAGUACCUCGACACGGCGCACGUGGCCUGCGUGCGCAUCUUCCCGGGCAUCACGCCCGAGAUGGUCGACAGCGUGCUGCGGGUGCCGCACCUGCGCGGCCUGAUCCUCGAGACCUUCGGCAUGGGCAACGCGCCGUCGGGCGUCGACGGGUCGCUCACAAAAGCGAUCCGGUCCGCCGUCGAGCGCGGCAUCGUCGUCGUCAACGUCAGCCAGUGCGCCAACGGGUUCGUGUCGCCGCUCUACGCGCCGGGCUUCGCCCUCGGCCAGGCCGGCGUCGUUUUUGGUCAUGACCUGACGUCCGAGGCCGCGCUGACCAAGCUGUCGUACCUGCUCGCCAUCCCAGACCUUUCGGCGGCUGAUGUUGGGGAGCGCAUGGCGCGCGAUCUGCGCGGCGAGAUGACGGAGCUUGCUACGCCGUCUUUCACGCACCCGCUUGCUGACGACGAUGGGCGCUCCUCCGCUGCUGCGAGCUUACAGAAUCGGCUCUUUGGACCCGCCGAGGCCGCCUUUGCGGCGCUGGGGUACGCGAUCCAGGCCGGCGACCUGGCCGCCGUGGUCGAGAUCCUGGAUGCCGACGAUGUGGGUGGUGGGACUAGCAGUGGCGGUAUCCACCACUCGCGCCACCAGCUGCUGCAGCGCGCCGACUACGCGGGCAACACGGCGGUGCACCUCGCGGCCGUGUGCGGGGCGAACGAGAGUGUGCUGAAGGAGUUGCUGGUCAGGGGCGCGGGCGUGCAUGUGCGGAAUCGCGCGAAUAACACGCCCCUGUUCCUGGCGGAGAAGAUGCGGAAUGGCGGGUGUGUUAGUCUGCUGAAGGAGGCGGGGGCGGAGCUUUGGGUUGAGGAGGGGACGGGGAGGGCUUCGUAG